Molecule: messenger RNA, 768 nt
Organism: Eimeria mitis
Lineage: Eukaryota; Apicomplexa; Conoidasida; Eucoccidiorida; Eimeriidae
Exons: 4
Coding region: 1-768 (255 amino acids)
Source: RefSeq, a predicted model, not a curated record
AUGCUGCCUGCACCUUCUGCUGCACCUGCUUCUCUUACUUCUGCUGCUGCUGCUGGGGGUGAUCUGCUUCCUGUGCUUGAGCAGCCUUUGACUGCAGCAGCAGCAGCUCGUGCUGCAGCAGCAGCAGCAACAGAAGCAGCAGCAACAGCAGCAGCAGCAACGGUAGCAGCAGCAGCAGCAACGACAGUGCCGAGUUUCUCUGCAUUGUUUGAGACGCCUUUGGCGCAUCCUGGUGCAGCAGCAGCAGCAGCAGCAGGCGGCAGCAACAGCAGCAGCAGCAGCAGGAACAGCAGCAGAGAUGCAGCAGCAGACGCAUGCGAUAGCGUAGAAAGCCUCCCCGUUGUGCCGCAGCGACGGCAGCAGCAGCAGCAGCAGCAGCAGCCUUCUCGCAGCCGCUUGCUGCAGCAGCAGCAGCAACAGAAGCAGCAGCAACAGCAGCAGCAGCAACGACUCUGGCGGCCGCAGCUGCAGCAGCAAAGCCGUAUCAGCAGCAGCAGCAGCAGCAGCAGCAGCAAAAUGGAUGCUGCUACAGACGCUGCAUCGCCCACAGCAGCAGCAGCAGCAGCAGCAGCAGCAGCAAUGAAGAGAUGCAGCAGCCUGACAGCAGAGGCCCUCUAUGGGGCAGCAGACUGUGGCGGCCGCAGCUGCAGCAGCAAAGCCGUAUCAGCAGCAGCAGCAGCAGCAGCAGCAGCAGCAAAAUGGAUGCUGCUGCAGACGCUGCAUCGCCCACAGCAGCACCAGCAGCAGCAGCAGCAGCAGCAGCAAUGA